AUGAGCAACAUGUUCGCCAGAGUCUGCACGGAGCCAGUGAAUCCCUGCCUGGGAAUAAGGCGAUUUUUGUGUGGCUCGUCUAGCUCUCUGCGGGCGGCGUGCUUGCACAAGCGGUCUGCGUUGCGCGUCAGCGGCGAAGAUGCAGGGAAAUUUCUUCAGGGGCUCGUCACUCAAGACGUGUUGGGCUCCGUCCACCCGGUGUCAGCUGUCCAGUAUGCACACAUUCUGAACGCGAAAGGCCGCACAAAGUAUGACAUCAUGAUCUACCCGGAGCUACAGUCGACCGGAGCCAGCACCACGGAUUAUCUCGUUGAGGCGGAUAGGCUCAUCCUGGCCGACUUGCACACUAUGCUAAAGCUGUAUCGCAUGAGGGCCAAGGUAGAUUUCAGCUCUACUGAUGGUGACUGGAAGAUAUGGGUAGUUCAGGGCGACGUGAGCAGCAGCAUCAGCGUGCCCGCAGGCGGCCGCUUUGGACCUGAUCCCCGGCUGAGCGGCUUCCAUCGGCUUGCAUUGCCCGGGGACGAGGUGCCGCCAGGUGAGAUCGGCGUGCACGACAGUGUGGCAGACGAGUACCUGCUCGCUCGCUGGAGACACGGCGCGUGCGAGGGCGUCGAGGAGCUGGAGCCGGGCGAGGCACUGCCGCUGGAGCACAACCUGGACCUGAACAACGGUGUGUGCUUCAAGAAGGGCUGCUACGUCGGGCAGGAGCUGACGGCGCGCACACACUUCACCGGUGUGGUGCGCAAGCGCGCGCUGCCCGUACGCCUGCUGAGCGGCAGCGGCGGUGACUUCUCCCCAGGGCUUGCGCUAGCAAGCCGUGUGAGAGCUGACGGCGAGAGCGAGAACAGCGGCAGCGGCCCGGGACAGCUCAAGCGUGCCGGCAAGCUGCGUGCCUGGUUCGGCGAGCGUGGCAUUGCGGUGGUGCCGGUGGAGUUGGCGCGCACGCCGUCAUCCACCGUGCUGUGUGCGAAGAGCGACGCCAACGAGUCAACCCUCGCCAUCGGAGAGCUGAGUCCGGCACUGGAGAAAGCCGCCGGCUAGCCUGGCACGCACUCACACAGACAUGACGGUGUGAAAUCUAUACACCCAGAACUCAUGUUUUGCUCGCGGUGGUGCCGGCUGAGUCGAAGCUUCUCCGUCCCGGAAGGAAACACGGUGCUGUACAGUGUGUGAUUGCUAGCCGCUGUUGAGCAGCUUACACACAUCCAGAUACUUUGCUAACCAUCAGAAAGUCCACAAUGGGAUUCCCGGUACCCAGUGAAACGACAUUUGGACGGGAUCAGUGCAUUGGCUUAUCGGCCCUAUGGAGGAUGAUGGUACCCUGUGCCUUGUUCCUAAGCUCCUUUGCUUAGUCAAUAGUGUGUGACAAUUCAGCAUAUCUGUGUGUGAAACCGGUAACCGGUAGCUUGACACAGCAGAGCACGGCUAGCCGCUGGAGGAACCAACCCGUCACGCAUCCAGUGUGCUGCUCACUGGGUGGAUGGACAUGCAAUAGUGUUUAAAUCGCAGCAUUCACUGUUGGACAUGCUCAGAGCUGUGUUCACAGUGCAGCAUUCGCUGUGCUCGCAUGAUGAGUCAUGCCACGACUGUGCGUACAUGCGGUGUGGUUACAUGAUGAACCGUGUCACGACAUGUACAUAGAUGCGGUGUGGUCCCAGCGGGCAUGCCGUGUGACAGUGCGGGCACCACUCGUGUCCAUGGACUCCUUGUGUCAACUUCACACGCUGCACAUGGAUCAGCUUCGAUAAUAUAUACCCAGCCACUAAUCACUAACACAGGGCAGCCCGUCGUACUAGGGCUGCUUCCGUGACAGCACCAUGGUGCAUUUAUGAUAGCUUCUAUAACUUCAGAAAGGUUAGCCUUAGAGCAAGGCCAAGCUGGGAGAAGUCCACGCCUACUAUGCGGAGGUCAGCGUGUGAUAUCCUAGUUCUGGCAAUGCAAUGGCGUACUCUAAUCAGUGGUCACCCUGGUGAUCAUCACCUUGUUCAGUUGCUUUCUGCUUCAAAUCUCAACCUUUUCUCAUACCAGUAAUUUGACUAUUCGCUUGAGGUCUUCAUGACAGUUUGUUUACGAAUGCAUGUGGUGGCCAUGACAGGAGAACGUUCUUAGCACAGAGAAUUUAGAUGCCAA
This is a messenger RNA of Sycon ciliatum, 2130 nucleotides long. RefSeq lists its product as uncharacterized. The coding region runs from base 1 to 1041 and encodes 346 amino acids. Gene Ontology annotation, biological process: iron-sulfur cluster assembly. NCBI's taxonomy places the organism in Eukaryota, Metazoa, Porifera, Calcarea, Leucosolenida, Sycettidae. The transcript has a single exon. Gene Ontology annotation, molecular function: protein binding. Gene Ontology annotation, cellular component: mitochondrial matrix. The record is from RefSeq and is a predicted model, not a curated record.